UGGUGCGCAGUCGCGUUGCAGGUUGCGAUGUGCUCGAGCCUGGUGGCUCCUCCUCGAGCUCUGGACGCUUCCAUGUUCUUCUGCUCUCCAUUUCCUGCCUCUUAUUCUCCAUCCAUGCUCAAUCACCCAAGAUCCCCCUCCUCCCUCCUCUCCCGCAGUGAGAGAUGGGUCAUAAAUACAGCAAGGCGGGAAAGGCUGGCAGCUCGUCAUGUGCAGUGCGGGAGAGGCGUGUCCAGGACUGGUAUCCAACUCAAAAUGACGGACAGACAGGCUGAGUCCGAGCGAUCUGUAUCCUCACGACCCGAAGAUGAAGGAGGAAAGGGAACCAGCGGGAUGGUGUCCUUCCGAAAGGAUGACAUGCAGGUUUUCCUCAAAAUGGCGGAGGAAGAAGAGUCCAUGGGGAACACGACAGGAGCAGAUAUGUAUAGGAGCAUUGCUGACAAGAUGCAGAACAUCAUGAGCAGAUCGAACGCCAGGCUCAUGUCAUCACUUGACUUGGAGGAGAACUCCGAUGAUGUCAAACGUUGGCCAUUCUUACACUCUGGGCUCGCAACCCAGGGAAAGACAGUCUGGGUGACAGACGGGGCGUCCGAGACACUCAAGAGUGCGAGGGGUCUCAACGCGUACGGCCCGGGAGGAUACGUGCAGUGGAAGCUGAGG
Molecule: messenger RNA, 660 nt
Organism: Guillardia theta CCMP2712
Lineage: Eukaryota; Cryptophyceae; Pyrenomonadales; Geminigeraceae
Exons: 1
Source: RefSeq, a predicted model, not a curated record